UUUGUAUAUUUUUGAAACUUCGUUACCUUUUUAAGUCAUUUUCCAUUCUUUGAAUGUAAUGGAAAUUUAGCUACUUUUUAUAAAGAACCCUCCACUUCACUUCGGCCACUAUUGUUCUUCAUCGCCACCCUCCACCGCUAUGGCAAAACCCUUUUUCUUAUUCUUCCUCCUAAUCAUCUGCCUACUUUCAUCAACACCGGAAUCUCGCUGGCCACCUCCAUUUCUCGGCAAAUCCCCACGGCUUCUCAAAACCCAAAACAUUCUUGUUCAGCCGAAGUACACUUACGAGACACGAUACUUUGAUCAGACUCUUGAUCAUUUCAGCUUCAAUGGUCUUCCCAAGUUCCAACAACAUUAUCUCAUCAACUCCGAUCACUGGGUGGGCGCAGGCCCUAAUCGUUUGGGUCCAAUCUUCCUUUAUUGCGGCAACGAAGGCGACAUCGAAUGGUUCGCUGCCAACACCGACUUCGUUUGGGAACUCGCCCCUCGUUUUGGUGCCAUGGUCAUCUUCCCCGAACAUCGAUAUUAUGGUGAAUCGAUGCCAUAUGGAAGCCAGAAAGAGGCAUACAAGAACGCUUCUACUUUAGCCUAUCUAACAGCCGAACAAGCACUUGCUGAUUACGCUCUUCUCAUCACCGAUUUGAAGAGAAAUUUGUCAGCCGAAGCGUCACCUGUAAUCUUGUUCGGCGGAUCAUACGGUGGAAGUAAGAUCUUUUCCAACAAUUUCAACAAAAAUUAA
This is a messenger RNA of Lactuca sativa (garden lettuce), 739 nucleotides long. RefSeq lists its product as uncharacterized. Gene Ontology annotation, cellular component: vacuole. The record is from RefSeq and is a predicted model, not a curated record. Gene Ontology annotation, molecular function: dipeptidyl-peptidase activity; serine-type exopeptidase activity. Gene Ontology annotation, biological process: proteolysis. NCBI's taxonomy places the organism in Eukaryota, Viridiplantae, Streptophyta, Magnoliopsida, Asterales, Asteraceae.